Molecule: messenger RNA, 1634 nt
Organism: Ipomoea nil (Japanese morning glory)
Lineage: Eukaryota; Viridiplantae; Streptophyta; Magnoliopsida; Solanales; Convolvulaceae
Product: protein SIEVE ELEMENT OCCLUSION C
Exons: 7
Coding region: 186-1634 (482 amino acids)
Biological process (GO): phloem development
Source: RefSeq, a predicted model, not a curated record
UAGAGAGAUAGAGAGAGAGAGAAAAGUGUUCAGUCUGUUUUAAGUUUGAUUUGCUUAAGUAGUAGGGUGGUGUUUUGGCCUUUGGUUAUCUAUCUGUGGACUGUGGCCUUAGCUUGCAGAGAUGUGAUCGAGCAUCAAAGUCAUGUAAUUUCUCAACUUAUUAACUACUUUCUUUCACCAAGACUAUGAGCUUGCCUAGAGCCAAACAACCUUAUUUUUCCUCCUUAGAAGAAGAUCUACUCAUAAAAAAGAUCCUUCUCACUCAUGAUCCUAAUGCCACUCACCUGGAUUCUGCAUUGUUACUUCAUGCUGUUCAGAAUAUCGUUUGUCACAUUAUGUCAAAGGAUUCUGAUCCAACUGAUAGCAUCACUCCAUGUAAUGUUGGAGUUGCUGGACUAGAAGAAACUCUAGGGCAGACCAUCUAUAAGAUCUCACAUGAGAUUUUUAGCAUAUGUUCUAAUGGCAUUGAUGAACAUGCAAAAACAAUGCUGCUCUUUGAACUUCUAAGCCAUUUAAGAUGGGAUGCUAAAGUAGUCUUGGCACUUUCGGCAUUGACAUCUACCUACGGAGAGCUAUCGCUUGUGCUACAGCAACUCCCUCAUAGUCCUUUGGCUGCUCUGCUUGCGGCACUCAAGCAAUUGCCUCGCAGCUUAACCGCUUUGAACAUGCAAUUCAAGGCUUUGAAUUUGUUGAUUAACACAAUGGUGGAAUUGGCAAAAACUGUUGUCCGGUUUGAAGGACUGCCUUUGCAACUAGUACUUUUGGAUCACAAGGCAAUCGCUGCUACCAAGUCUAAAAUCUGCAUUGCAACUUACUGGAUUUUGAGAAGCUCGUUAUCGUGCUUCGCUCUUCUUGCUGACUUGAGGACUAUAAAAGAUGAGCAAGUGCAUUCAAAUAGAACAGCAAUUGCAUCAUGGGCUCUCUUCAGUCUGGUAUACAAGUUAAGUGGGUUAUACCAUGAGCUUAGAGAGCAAGUGGAUGUGUGCUGUCAGCAAAUAGAGACAAGGUUUCCUGAAGAGCUGUUGAAUGUUUUUAAGUUAAACCAUCUAGAUAACCAAGAGGUGCUUCAGAUGCUUUUUGCCUUGAGAGAUAACUUGCCUUUGAAAAACUAUUCAAAAGAAAUGUGUGGCAUCCUUGAAUUGAAAGGCAAGGAGGUUAUGUUCUUGAUAUCAAAGCCAGAGAUUUUCUCAAUGGAGAAAGUCUUCUUUCUGAUGCAACAGACAUAUGAUCAUCCCCAUCGCAAAAGCUUACAGGGAAGCUAUGUAAUUUUAUGGGUCCCAAUUGCCACCUCCGAUGUUUGGAGUCACGCCGAUGAGAUAACUUUCCAGUUUUGGUCAAAUUCCUUUCCAUGGUUCUCUAUCAGGCAACCUAGGUUACUAAACUCAGAUGUUGUGCAAUUCAUUAGGCGAGAAUGGAAUUAUAACGAGGAACCGAUAAUGGUCAUCUUAAACACUGAUGGAGUAAUUACAAACUCUAAUGCAUUGGAUAUGGUGUGGAUAUGGGGGGCCAAAGCAUUUCCCUUUUCAACUUCAAAGGAAAAGGAGCUGUGGGAACACCAGAAGUGGAGCCUGCAAUUCAUAACUGAUGGUAUUGAUCCUUUGUUGUCCCAAUGGUAUCUGUUCUAUACUUUCUGA